GAAACUUCCUGCAUUCGCAUCGUCUAGCCAAAGAAGUCGCAGUGCUGCUAGUGUGCGAGGAAAAAUGGAUCGCAUGGGCGAUCAGAGUGGAAAAGUGAAUAAUCCAGGGACAUCGAAGUAGCGGUGGAGUGUGUGAAAGGACAAAUUUCACGUGUGGUGCGAGAUUUGGGACAAAAAUGCUCGACCUGUAUUGAUUUUUCUCAGAGUGUUGUUUCGUGACGGAGAGUGAGAAAAUUGCUGCGUAGAGACAAAGUGAACAAAGUGCAGAGACAAUCCCAAACACUCAACACUUCAUCUCAAUUGCCUGCGUGGACGGAAAAAGCCAAGAACAUAGCAUACGAUUGGAAUUCAACAGUUCGUAAAAGGCGCAAAAGACCCCGCAAUUUGCGUAGGGCAUGUUUGAUGGACAGUGGACACCGAAGUGUCGUCUAUGGCCGAUUCCGUAAGAAAUCAAUCGCUCUCUGCAGUGACGGAGGGGCAUACUGCCAAUAAUUCAUCAACAGAGGAACAGAGAAAUACCCGCUUGAGACGUCAUCGUGCCAACUUGACCAAUAGACCACCCUCUCCGGAUUGCAUAGCGCACAGAACACGUUCGAGACUCCGUGGCUGUGAGGCGUCAGUGAGGGGAGAGAGCAGUGAAGAUUACUCACAAGACGAAGAGAUUGUGAAGUCUAGCAAGAGAUCCAGCGAUUGUAUCGCACAUAGGACGCGAUCGAGGACGAAUUUCGAUCACAUUUGGCCAGACAGUGCCCAGGAGUCGUCGUCAUCGUCCGGUGGAAAGAAGAGGCGUGUAGAGAUUUUGCCCACCAUUAGUGAGAACGGUGCGAAGAGUUGUGACAGUCAGGAAGUGCGACGCGCGAAGAGGACACGUGGAGGAGCAACUCUGACGACAGUUGACGAGGACGCCGCUGGUAAUUCGUCAUCGUCAUCAUCGUUCUCAUUCUCGUCUGUGGACUCUGUGUGCAAUUUUGUUGUGUUCGAUCCACACAAUCAGCAGACAUCGACAGUGUCACAGAGUGGUGGAUCGAGUGGUGGCAGUGGACACUUUAGUAAGCGUCUCAAGUUGUCUGACACACGAGAUCACCAUCAGCAACAGCAAAAUCCGGAAUCGAGUGGCAGCAGCAAAGCCCCGAACCUGGGGGCACGUUUAGCGCGAGGCAGCAGUGGUCGGGAGCCCCAGCAUCAUCAAUCCGAGUCGCAGGGGCACCCACCAAGCCUGCUAAAACGCAGUUCUCGUGGCAAGGGCUCAUCGCAAGCAGCAACGACGGGUUCCUGUGUGAGCUCCCAUAGUCGUGGCACGGCGGGAGUAACACAUCAGCAGAACAACAUCGGCAGCGCCUCGACGUCGAAGUACUUGAGUGGUGGAGCAGGUGCUGGUGGUGCUGGGGCAUCGUCCACUGUGGUGACAAGUGGCUCAUCCGCGCGCCAUCAUCACUCGCACCAUCAUCAUCACAAUUCGGCCGGCCAGGGUGUUUCUGGUGGGCAACAGAGUGCUUUUGACAACCAUUCAGGAGCGUCUACGUCACAAGCGAUGGCCAGCGAAGGUGGACAGAGGGAUGGGAAUCCCACGGUGAAGUUGCACAAGAGUAGUCUCAUGUCGACGUCAUCGAGCGCCUCGGGGGCGUCAGGGAGUGGACUGACAGAUACCACAAAUAUGCAUUUGCUCACGCAGCCCACAACAAGCAGUGCCAGUUCAUCGAGUGCCGCCAAUACGAGUGCCACGAGUGGCCAAAUGCCACCGCAUCCCGAUUCAGAGAGUGACGACAGCGAGGUGGGUCGUCUUCAGGCCCUGCUGGAGGCCCGCGGAGUGCCGCCGCACUUAUUUGGAGCACUGGGUCCGAGGAUGCAUCAUCUACUCCAUCGAUCAAUGGGGGCGAAUAGUUCGUCGAAGGCGCAGCAAUUGCUGCAAGGCUUGCAGUCGCAGGAUGAGAGCCAACAGCUGCAGGCGGCCAUUGAGAUGUGUCAAAUGCUGGUGAUGGGCAAUGAGGACACUUUGGCGGGCUUCCCCAUCAAGCAAGUGGUUCCCGCCUUGAUCACACUGCUCAGGAUGGAGCACAACUUUGACAUCAUGAACAAUGCCUGCCGUGCACUGGCCUACAUGCUGGAGGCGCUGCCCAGAUCCUCAGCCACCGUCGUGGAUGCGAUUCCAGUGUUUCUGGAGAAGCUCCAAGUGAUUCAGUGCAUGGAUGUGGCGGAGCAGAGUCUCACGGCGCUGGAGAUUCUCUCGAGGAGACACAACAAGUCUAUUCUGCAGGCGAGCGGAGUGGCGGCGUGCCUAACAUAUCUCGAUUUCUUCUCCAUCAAUGCUCAACGUGCCGCUCUGGCCAUAACUGCAAAUUGCUGUCUGAAUCUUCACACAGAGGAAUUUCACUUUGUUAGUGAUUCCUUGCCGUUACUGGCGCGCUUGCUGGCGCAGCAGGACAAGAAGUGCGUGGAGAGUGUGUGCAGUGUGUUUUACAGAUUGGUGGAUAGUUUCCAGCAUGAUUCGGCGAAGCUGCAAGAGAUCGCCAGCAUGGAGUUGCUGAAGAAUUGCCAGCAAUUGCUGGUGGUGACACCGCCAGUGCUCAAUUCGGGCACCUUUACAAAUGUCGUGCGGAUGUUGAGUGUCAUGUGUGCCAAUUGUCCAGAUCUCGCCAUAACACUGCUCAAGCAUGACAUUGCUUCAACACUUCUCUACCUUCUGACGGGCAGUGUCGAUCCGAUUUCCGCCGGAGAGGUGGAACUCGUGGCCAGAAGUCCGUCUGAACUGUAUGAGAUUACGUGUUUGAUUGGAGAACUGAUGCCUCGUCUGCCCACGGAUGGUAUCUUCGCUGUGGAUAUCUUCCUUGAGCGCUCAACUGGAGGGAAUCAGGAUCAGAUUCAGUGGCAAUGGCGUGAUGAUCGAGGUGUGUGGCACAGUUACUCAGCCAUCGAUUCGCGAAUGAUUGAGGCGGCUCAUCUCAACAGUGAUGAUGAGAUUAGCCUCAGUGCCCUCGGCAGGACCUACACAAUUGACUUCCACUCGAUGCAGCAGAUCAACGAGGACACUGGCACCACGAGGCCGGUGCAGAGGAAAAUCAACCAGACGAGCAAUGAACACUUGACGGCCGUGUCACACGAUAUUCAGACGAAUGCGAGCGAUUUGGUGGGCUUCACGGGAACAAUGAAUCUCGCCAUGAGGCCACCGAGUGCCUAUCGUGAUGCCCGGAUAGCGUGUCUGAAGGAGGAGCGCGGCCUGGCGGCGGAAUUUGUGAAGAAUCUCUUCUCUGUGCUGUACGAAGUGUACAGUUCAUCCGCCGGACCGGCAGUGCGAUAUAAGUGCUUGCGCGCUCUUCUCAGGAUGGUGUUUUUCGCGAAUGCGGACUUGCUGAAGGAUGUGCUGAAGAAUCAGAUUGUCUCGUCACACAUUGCCGGCAUGAUGGCGUCGAAUGACUUGAGGAUUGUCGUGGGCGCCCUUCAGAUGGCCGAGAUACUCAUGCAGAAGCUCCCCGAGGUGUUUGGCGUACACUUUCGCCGUGAAGGUGUCAUGCACCAAAUCCACCAAUUGGCCGAUCCGACCAUUCCCAUCUGCGCCAAUCCGUCACCAAAGCUCAUAACAAAUCCCGGCAGUGUGAGUGCGCCGGCGAGUGCUAGUGGACUUCACAAUAAUGCUUUUGACUUUGAGGCGUCGACGUCAAAGAUUGCCAACAACACGCAGCAUGUGAAGAAUUUGAGUGGGACGAUGAUCAUCACGCCGAAGAUGAGCAUCUCCAUGCCAUCGACGAGUGGCACGGCUGUGGGACAGGCAGUGAGUCUGCCUGGCACGAGCAAUCACAUGUCAAUGUCCAGCGGAAGUGGCUCAAGUGGUGGUCGGGCAGCGUCUUCAAGUCUCAUGUCGACCAGUCUUCAGUUGGACUGUCACACAGUCUCAGGAAUGUCCACAUCGGCGGUGUCUCCGCACAAUGGCAGUCUUCUGUUCACGUCCAUUUACAACAGCAGCACUCCGAUUCCCAUGAGCACGGACUCCAGCUCCGCCAGCAACACGUCCAUUCAGCAUGUGUCGCAGAAUCACAGUGAAUUGCUCAAUCUCACCGACUCGGGCAUUGUGGAUCGCAGUCAGACGCAGACGCCUGGAGUGCAGUCCAAAAUGACGGACAUACUCAAGCGGAAAGUGCCACCGAAGCGAAAACCUCAGGGAGGAAGUCGCUCGUCGAAGUCUCGUCAGGAUGACACAACAUCCACUUCGGCUCCGGCCGCUGUGACGCAAUCAUCGGUGAUGCAGGAGCUCUUCAACAAGGCCACAACUCUUGGAUCGAGUGGACGCAACACGCCAUCGAGCUCCUCGUCGUCCAGAUCAAGAUUCGGCGGAUCUUCCAAGACCACCUCAUUUUUGGCGUCACUCAAUCCGGCUCGCUGGGGACGCCAGACGAGCCAUGGAUCCUUCACCAAAGACUCCAGCUCUUCUAGCACGCUCAGCAAGAGUCCGUCAAACUCCAACUUGAUUGCAGCGGGCAAUCGUGAGAAGGCCAGGCAGUGGAUUCGCGAGCAGGCCAUCUCAUUUGUGCAGAGAUACGCCGAACAGGAGGCUUCUGGCUCCAUUCACUCGGCCUCAAUGGUGCUGGCGCGUCUUUCAGAUGUGAUUGUGAAGCUGAACGGAAAUGCUGGAGAGUGCAUUGAGGCACUGCAUGAGCUUCAGAGGAUCCUCAUUGAGAGUGACAUUUCGCCAUUUGAAGUGAACUACUCGGGUUUGAUAAAGGCCAUGCUCAAUUUCAUGGCGGCCGAUCAGGGAAUUGUGUCCAGAGACGAUAGACUGAGAGCAUUCCUGCACGUAUUUGCUGGUUUGCCACUUGAUCCUGGAUUCUGUGGUCCACUUGCCACAAUCAAUCCAGUGUCAUUUAGUGCUUUCGUAGCUAAAUUGAAUGGUUGUGUCACACAACUGGAGCAAUUUCCGGUGAAAGUGCACGAUUUUCCGGCUGGAGUUGGAGGGAGAUCAAACACAAGUGCCCUUAAGUUCUUCAACACACAUCAGCUAAAGUGCAAUCUUCAGAGGCAUCCGGACUGCACGAAUUUGCGCCAAUGGAAGGGCGGCACGGUGAAGAUUGAUCCACUGGCACUUGUGCAGGCCAUCGAGAGGUAUUUAGUGGUGCGUGGCUAUGGUGGAAUUCGUGUGGAUUCAGAGGAGGAUUCUGAGGAGGACAUUGAUGACAAUGUGGCAGCGGUUGUGAUGUCUCAGGGUGGCUUUAAGCAUAAACUUCAGUUUCUCAUCGGCGAACACGUUCUGCCCUACAACAUGACCGUGUAUCAAGCGGUGAAGCAGUUCUCGCCGCUUGUGAAUGAUCAGUCAGAGACUGACACGGAUACAGAGACGCCAAUUGGGAAUGCGAGUAUUUGGGUGCAGCAGCACACAAUCUACUAUCGUCCGAUGGAGGAUGAUCCGGCGGUGGGCAGCAACAAGAGUGGCAGCAGUGGCAGUUCGAAGAAGAGUGGCAAGAGUUCGGCUGCAAAAUUGAGCAGGAAGAAGACGGAAUUCUGGACAGAGGGAACUGUACCCAUGAUCUCAUCGCCUCUCACGGCAUUCCUCGUGACAUCGCUGCCGGCGGACGUGGUGACGGUGCAGGACGCCUCACUGGACGCUCUGUGCAUGCUUCGGAUCGUGAAUGCGCUGAAUCGUCACUGGACACAUUUGUACAGUGGCGUUGUGCAUAUGAAUAUCAUUCCACAGUCAGAGUUUGUGCAUUCGAAGAUCACGGCCAAGGCGAAUCGUCAGCUGCAGGAUCCCCUUGUGAUAAUGACGGGCAAUUUGCCACAGUGGCUUCAGCAGAUCGCCAUGGUGUGUCCAUAUUUGUUCCCCUUCGAGACCCGCCAUCUGCUCUUCUACGCUGUGUCAUUUGAUCGUGAUCGUGCUCUUCAGCGUCUCCUGGACACGACGCCGGAUCUCAACACUGGAGACACUUCUGAGCGUGUGACACCGCGACUGGAUCGUCGAAAGCGCGCCAUUGCGCGUGAGGACAUUCUGAAGCAGGCGGAGAUGAUCAUUCAGGACUUUGGCCACUCGAAAGCCCUGCUGGAGAUUCAGUAUGAGAACGAAGUGGGCACGGGUCUUGGACCCACACUGGAGUUCUAUGCUCUGGUAUCGACAGAGUUGCAGCGCUGUGAUUUGAGCCUGUGGAAUGGCAGUGAUAGCUACAAGCAGCAAUCGUCAACCAUUGCGGAUGUUGUGAAGUCUGGACUGAAUCAGAUUGAGGAUGAGUCUUCACAGUUGAGCAGCAGUGGCGUGGCGGCGGUGAUCAGCAGCGAGGGCAGUCUGAAUAUGCUGAUUGAGCAGUCAGAUCAGAUGCUGGGCGAUACAGAGCCCUCGUCUCAUGGCCAUCAUCAGAGUGGAACUGGCGAGGAGAAUCGCAUGGGAUCGCCAUUGCCGCACUCGCCGGCUGUGACAUACGUCAAUGCUCCGUACGGACUGUUUCCUAUUCCGCUCGGCAAGACGGCGAAGCAGCAGCAGAUCAACCGCGUGAAGGGAAAAUUCCGCUUCCUCGGGAAGUUUAUGGCCAAAGCUGUCAUGGACAGUAGAAUGUUGGAUCUUCCGUUCUCCAUUCCCUUCUAUCGAUGGCUUCUGGGUGAGGAGAAUGCUCUGAAUCUGCAGGAUUUGGCUCAAAUAGCGCCAGAAGUACAGACAACUCUGGUGCGUCUCCAGGAGAUUGUCCGACAGAGAGAUUUACUCCUUCAAUCGACCUCUCUCGAUGCCAUGGAGAAGACUGAAAAGAUUGAAAUUUUGGACCUUGAUGGUUGUCCAAUUGCUGAUCUUGGACUGGAUUUUGUGCUGCCAGGCUAUGCAAAUAUCGAACUUCGUCGCGGCGGACGAGAUAUUCCCGUGACAAUUCACAAUCUCCAUCAGUACAUCGCUCUCGUGUCGUUCUGGUUCCAAGUUGAGGGUGUCCAGAGGCAGUUUGAGGCACUCAGAGAAGGAUUCGACAGCGUCUUCCCGUCGCACCGCCUGCGGAUGUUCUAUCCGGAGGAGCUGGAGAAUGUGUUCUGUGGCUCUGGCGCGGCUCAGGGUGUGCUGAAGUGGGACGUGCGAAUGCUGCAAGAGAGCUGCCGCACGGAUCAUGGCUUCACGCAGGAUUCGAAGGCAAUUCAGUACUUCUAUGAGAUUCUCAAUUCGUACGGACGCGAAGAGCAGCGACUGUUUCUGCAGUUUGUCACGGGCAGUCCACGGCUGCCCACGGGCGGCUUCAAGGCGCUCACGCCGGCGCUGACGAUCGUGCGAAAGACGCUGGAUAGCAACCAGAAUCCGGAUGACUACCUGCCGUCCGUGAUGACGUGCGUGAACUACCUCAAGUUGCCGGAUUACAGCAGUCGCGAUGUGAUGCGGAGCAAACUGCGGACGGCGGCCAGCGAGGGAAGCAUGUCGUUCCAUCUGUCCUAAACAGAGAGAGAGAGAGAGUGAGAAAGGGAGUAAGAGAGAGUGCGGAAAGGAAGGGAAAAUAUUCUAGUCCGACAAUUCUCAUUUGUGGUUAAUCCUCUACUUAUGAUAAGUUUUCGCCUUCGGACACAAAAAGCGCGUGAGUGAAAAUUCCCAAAUCUAUACGAUUGAUGACCUUGCAUUGCUCAGAAUUCAAGUGUGCAAUUUUCUUUUGACUGUAUUUUUGGCAUUAAAUAACCAUUUAAUUGAUUUCCGAGUCAAAAUGCAGUGAAAGAGAGAGAAAAGACACGAAUGUUAGGAUAAUACCUAUACAUAUAGGGAAAGAGAAGAAGAAGAGAAAUCAGAGGUGUAAAAGAGCCAAAAUAAAUUCUAAUAAGUGAAACGGAGAGAGGAGAAAAAGGAACGUGAUGAGGAAUAAUUCAAUUUACACGCAGAUGUAAUAGUGACUAAAGGGAAAUGUUUUGAUGAAAUAAUGAUGAUGUGAGGGAGAAUUUUGUGAUUUUAUAUAAAAUACUAAGUAAUAAUUAAUAAUGGAGAUAUAAAGAGAAAUGCAGAUGUAG
Phlebotomus argentipes is the source of this 7938-nucleotide messenger RNA. RefSeq names its product E3 ubiquitin-protein ligase TRIP12 (gene ctrip). Gene Ontology annotation, biological process: proteasome-mediated ubiquitin-dependent protein catabolic process; regulation of double-strand break repair; protein polyubiquitination. The transcript has 10 exons. NCBI's taxonomy places the organism in Eukaryota, Metazoa, Arthropoda, Insecta, Diptera, Psychodidae. Gene Ontology annotation, molecular function: ubiquitin protein ligase activity; zinc ion binding. The record is from RefSeq and is a predicted model, not a curated record. Bases 431 to 7381 code for a protein of 2316 amino acids. Gene Ontology annotation, cellular component: nuclear speck.